Filobasidium floriforme is the source of this 1669-nucleotide messenger RNA. RefSeq lists its product as uncharacterized. The record is from RefSeq and is a predicted model, not a curated record. The coding region runs from base 197 to 1432 and encodes 411 amino acids. Lineage: Eukaryota; Fungi; Basidiomycota; Tremellomycetes; Filobasidiales; Filobasidiaceae. The transcript is spliced from 6 exons.
UGGCCGCGCGAGCCAAGUUGCAGGUCGAGUGACCAUCGGAUCAUGGCAUCUACCUGCAUACAACUACUACUGGCUACUAGCUACUAGUCUACUACUUCGACACAAUCUCCUCAACACUCCCAAACUUAUCUAUCGCUAGCUUUGUGCCACCAGAAUCAUCUCUGCCAAAAAGAAGAAAGAACGAAACGACCUCGACAUGUCGACCAUGAACGCCGUAGCUUCCUCUUCCGCCUUUCAACCUCAACCCCAAACUAACGGUACUCACACGCCUUCGACUCCGAGAACGGCAGGCGGAUCUGGCAUGACCAAUGGAUUCGUCUACCCUGAGCCUGCUCCGUCGGUUGCUCCCAGUCAGAACGGUCAGGCCGAUGUUCCGAGCUCGAGCCGAGGAGGGAUCGUUAUGCAACAAGACCCUGGUACCGUACACGCAAUGAACGUCUGUGCUUCGAUCUGGGACACGGGUCCAGAAGGGCAAAUAUUCCGACAUCGUGGUCCAGGCCAGUCCGCCUACUUUGCUCAUUCGAUGGACAUGUCGGCGCCUCAUGAGCCCGUACGGAUAGCACUGGUCGACCCGGAGAUUACGGACGAGGCGAUCGCGAUCUGUCUGGGGUAUUUGUACGCACCAUUCGCGGUCAACCUCAUCACCCCUAUCAACGCCCGUCCCGUCCUUCUCGCUUCCAUCCUCCUCGCUCUCCCCGAUCUGAGUUCUCUGGCGUACGACCUCUGCCGAAAGUCCAUCCAGGUCGAUUCCGUUCGUUCUUGGAUCGAGUGGUGUGAUGCGAGGGAGGAACAAGAGAUCGUCUCUUCCCGCACCGCCAAACGGGAUGGGGGUGACGAGAAUGAGGGGAGUCAAGAGGUCGGGUUUGGUGGGAUCGCCAACUACAUCAACGGGAGCUUGGCCAGUGCCAUGGGAUUGAGCGCGGGGGGCAGAAGCGGGUCGGUCACACCGUCUUCGGAAGCCUCGGUCAAGGCGGGUGUGGCUUGGGUCAAUGGGAAUGACGAAGUACAGCAGGACGACUGGGUAGGGCGAUUGAGGUCGGACGUGAAAAAUUACUUGUCCCACGGCUACGCGCAGGAACUCGCUCGGAACUCGCCCGAGACGCCCCUUGCCACCAAUCCCGAAUUCCUUGCCACUUUUACCUUGCUCCCCUUUGAACUCUUCAAAUCUCUCCUCGAGGACGCUUCGUUCACCGCGCUCGGGUCCGAUCAAGAGAGGUUCGGCUUUGCGAGAAAGAUCAUCGCCUCGAGGAGGAAGAGGGCUCUGGCUUUGGCGAACGCUCGUGGUGGGCAAGCGGUCAAUUCGGCACAGGCGAAAGCGCAGGUCCCAGUCGAGAAUGUCGUCUUGAGGUUCGGCGGGGGUAGCGGGUCGAAUGUCCACGUGACGAGAAAGACGCAGGCGAGGGCCUUGUGGAAGGUAGAGAAGGAUGCUUGAGGAGGUGCUGCGACAAGACACAGAGACCACAAUCGAUCGGUAUUUGAAGGCCUUGCAAAAAAUGGGGAUGAGGAUUCGUUAUCAUGAAAGGGCUGGAGAGUCGAGCAGGACGCUUGUGGUUUACGAACCAAUCAUACGAUAAAACAAUCAAGAGUAGUAUAAUCCGAUUAAUCCAAAUUCAUCGAGACUCGGCUCACACGGCUCUUCGUACAUUUAUGCAUACAAUUUCCCACUCGG